Aspergillus sclerotioniger CBS 115572 is the source of this 588-nucleotide messenger RNA. Its product is annotated as mitochondrial 54S ribosomal protein mL49. Gene Ontology annotation, molecular function: structural constituent of ribosome. The transcript has 3 exons. The record is from RefSeq and is a predicted model, not a curated record. Gene Ontology annotation, cellular component: ribosome; mitochondrial large ribosomal subunit. Bases 1 to 588 code for a protein of 195 amino acids. Lineage: Eukaryota; Fungi; Ascomycota; Eurotiomycetes; Eurotiales; Aspergillaceae. Gene Ontology annotation, biological process: translation.
AUGGCUUCCGUUCUCCAGUCUCUGCCGCUCUGCUCGGCCGCUCGCAAGCAGUCAACCACCGUCCCCUUCUAUCUCCAAAAAGUUUCACAGUCCGGUGCCUCUUCUGGGACGCGUAGCUCGCUCUCCACGCUAUGUUCCGCUACUAGAUUGUCCCCCUCUCAAUCCGCUCUCCAUCCCUCCUCCCGCUUCAACUCACAUCCCAAAACUGCCGCCCAGCAAUGUCGAACCUUCAUCGUCCAGCUGAAGCGCCAAUCUCAGACCCUAAAGGAGAACGCCGUGUCGCAACCGCCAGCCAACCUGCAACUCACAAACCUCCCUUAUUUCAUUCGUCGCACAGCCUCCAACCAGCUCCCCGUAUACCUCGUCACCAAGGCCGGCGGAACCAAGCAGCAGACCAAGAUCCAGAAGACUGAAGGCGAUUUGGAUGCCCUUAGAAGUGACCUGGCACAGUACCUGGGCGUUGAGUCGGGCGACGCGCGUGCUCCCAAGAGCCAGGAUGUUACAAUUAACCGUCUGACCGGUCACAUUAUCGUUAAGGGCUGGCGGAAACCCGAGAUCCUGAAGUUCCUCGAGGAACGUAAUUUCUAA